CCGAGCCGUGACGGGGCGCCCUUGCAGCGGGUGGCGGGCCGCCGCGGCGACGAGGAUGGCGCGGGUGCCCUGGGGGGCGCUGGCCUGCCUGCUGCUGAUCUGCUGCCUGCCAGAAACAGAGUCUCUGGCUGUGAUGUCGGUGGACAUGGGCAGUGAAUCGAUGAAGAUAGCCAUUGUGAAACCUGGUGUGCCGAUGGAGAUUGUGUUAAACAAGGAGUCACGAAGGAAAACUCCUGUGGCUGUUUCGUUGAAAGAAAAUGAGCGUCUCUUUGGCGAUAGCGCACUAGGAAUGUCAAUAAGGAGCCCCAAGGUGGCAUUCAGAUACUUUCAGGAUCUGUUGGGUAAGCAUAUUGAUAACCCCCAAGUGGCGCUGUACCAAUCACGAUUCCCAGAACAUGAGCUGGUGAAGGAUGAGAGGAGACAGACAGUUGUCUUCAAGCUGACCCAAACUAUGCAGUUUUCUCCAGAGGAGAUGCUGGGAAUGGUCUUGAACUAUUCACGUGCUCUGGCUGAAGAAUUUGCAGAGCAGCCCAUAAAGGAUGCAGUGAUCACUGUUCCUGCCUACUUCAACCAGGCAGAGAGGAGGGCCGUUCUGCACGCUGCUCGCAUGGCUGACUUGAAAGUUCUGCAGCUGAUCAACGACAACACUGCUGUAGCGUUGAACUAUGGAGUUUUUAGGAGGAAAGACAUCAAUGCCACUGCACAGACUAUCAUGUUUUAUGACAUGGGAGCAGGAAGCACCGUUUGUACUAUCGUUACGUAUCAGACGGUGAAAACUAAGGACUCGGGAACCCAACCUCAAUUGCAGAUCCAGGGAAUUGGGUUUGAUCGUACUCUUGGAGGCUUAGAGAUGGAGCUUCGGCUCCGGGAUUAUUUGGCAAAACUCUUCAAUGAUCAGCAGCCUUCAAAAGAUGUUCGAAAGAAUCCCCGGGCCAUGGCCAAACUACUGAAGGAAGCCAACCGUCUGAAAACUGUCCUGAGUGCAAAUGCUGACCACAUGGCGCAGAUUGAGGGACUAUUGGAUGACAUUGACUUCAAGGCCAAGGUCUCAAGGCAAGAGUUUGAGGAUUUGUGCUCUGACUUGUUCCAGCGAGUCCCAGGACCUGUGCAGCAAGCUUUGAGCAGCGCAGAGAUGAACCUGGGUGGAAUUGACCAGGUGAUUCUAGUUGGCGGUGCCACACGGGUCCCAAAAGUGCAGGAGGUUUUGCUGAAAGCUGUGGGCAAAGAGGAACUGGGCAAAAAUAUCAAUGCAGAUGAGGCAGCUGCUAUGGGUGCAGUCUACCAGGCAGCUGCUUUAAGCAAAGCCUUUAAGGUGAAGCCUUUUGUUGUUCGAGAUGCAGCUGUGUUUCCUAUCCAGGUGGAGUUCACUCGUGAAGUUGAAGAGGAUGAUAAAUCAAAGAGUUUGAAGCAUAACAAGAGGAUUUUGUUCCAGCGCAUGGCACCCUAUCCACAGCGCAAAGUUAUCACCUUCAACCGCUACACGGAUGACUUUGAGUUCUAUGUCAACUAUGGAGAUCUGUCUUUCCUGAACCAGAAUGACAUGCGGAUUUUUGGAUCUCUGAAUCUGACUACUGUGAGGCUAAAAGGAGUUGGGGACAGUUUCAAGAAAUACUCAGAUUAUGAGUCCAAAGGCAUCAAAGCUCACUUCAACAUGGAUGAGAGUGGAGUACUAAGUCUUGACCGGGUGGAAUCUGUGUUUGAGACCUUAGUGGAAGAAAAGCUGGAAGAGGAAUCAACACUGACAAAACUUGGAAACACCAUCUCAAGCCUGUUUGGAGGUGGUGGUCCUACACCAGAGACUGGAGAGAAUCUGACAGACUCAGUUCAGGAAGAAGAAGAGAGCCUAGCAGAAAGUGCUAAAGAAGAGCAGGGGGAGAAACAAGACCAGAAAAGCAGUGCAGAAGAUGCUGAUGAAGGCCAGGGAGAGGAAAAACAGCAGUCACCACCUCCAGGUCAAGACAAAACAGAAGCUGCUGCUCCAAAAGCAGAGUCACAGAAAAAGGAAGAAGGAGAGAAAUCAGAGUCUCAGGAUCCCAAAGAGAACAGAGAAUCUGUGAAAGAGGAAGAACUGUCCAAAAGUUCCAGUGACAGCACAGCUGCCAAAACAGAGGAAGAGAAGAAGAUCAAAACACCCAAGAAGCAGAAGUUUGUGCAUGAGAUCAUCAUGGAACUGGAUGUAAAUGAUGUGCUUGAUCUGUUGGAGGAUGAACUGAAAAGCUCAGUAAAAAAACUCCAAGAUUUGACGAUCAGAGACCUAGAGAAACAGGAAAGAGAAAAAUCGGCCAACAGCUUGGAGUCGUUCAUCUUUGAGACGCAGGACAAGCUUUACCAGGAGGAAUAUCAGCUUGCCUCAACGGAGGAGCAGAGAGAAGAAAUCUCCAGAAAGCUUAGCGAAGCUUCCAGUUGGAUGGAGGAAGAGGGCUAUGCGGCUGCAACUAAGGAGCUGAAAGACAAGCUUUCAGAGCUGAAAAAGCUUUGUAGGAACCUCUUUUUCCGUGUAGAGGAAAGGAGAAAGUGGCCAGAACGCCUGGCUGCUCUGGACAGUCUGCUCAACCACUCGACCAUCUUCCUCAAGGGAGCGCGAAUGAUUCCAGACUCUGACCAGAUAUUCACAGAAGUGGAACUGAGUACACUGGAAAAAGCCAUCAAUGAAACAACGGUGUGGAAAAACGAGACACUGGCUGAACAGAACAAGCUCUCUCCUGCUGAGAAACCUGUCCUGCUGUCCAAGGAUAUAGAGCUCAAGAUAGCAGCUCUGGACAGGGAAGUGCAGUACCUUCUGAAUAAGGCCAAGUUUGCAAAACCCAAACCAAGAAAGGAGAAGAACACCACAAAACCUGAUUCAGGCAAGAAUGCUACAGCAGCAUCUGAGAGUGAGGACACUAUCCCUCCUACGGAGGGGAAACAUGAAGAUAAACCUGAGGAUAUCAGUCCAAUCAAGGAACCUCCUACAGAUGAGAAAGUAGGUGGUGAGCCUGGAUCAGAGUCAGGGUCCCAAAAAGAGAAGAAAACAGAAGCUGGAGGAGAAAGCAGGAAAAAUGAUGAGUUAUAACACCCCUGAAAUCUCACUAGAGUAACAUCUAUUUAUUUGAGGGUUACUUUCUUGUUUUUUUAUAAUGGACCUGGCUAGUUAUGAUGUAAAAGGCACACAACAAACAGUCUGACAACAAAAUGCAAUAGAGAUGUACAUUUUUUUUUUCCUGGGGAUUUUGCCGCUACUAACUUAGUGAAUUGUUUUUUAUUUUCUCUGUUCUUAUGUGUUUAAAGGUGACUGUGUGCUCACCAACGGUUGUCUCUGUUUCAGAACAGUCUUACUGAAGUCUCCAAAGUGACUUUUCUGUAGAGGAAAACAGUGAAAGAAAUGUUGUAAGCUUUAGGAGGUUACUUGGAACAUAUACUCUGUGCCACACUUCAUCUGGUGAAGAUAAAAGGGAUUAAUCCAGAAACGUGUUGCUAGGAUGCUCUUGUCUUUGCAUAUGAGGCCCUAACCUAAAAAAAAUGGUGUGAUUUCAGCUGAUGGGAAGUGUACGCUCAUUUGGAUACCUGGGAAGGCAGAACAGAUUUGGGAAGACAGAUGCUCUGUGCUUCAAGAUAAGAAUGUGUCUAUUUUCCAUAGACUGUUAUUAAAUCCAUCUCUAUCCAUGCUCUGUAGCAGAGUCUGAAAAUGGUGAAUUGAGACUUAACCAAACGAUUCAGUUUAUUGUUUACUAUAAAAUAAAAGCUCAAAAGUUGCAAAGUUGAAAGAGACUGGAAGAAGGAAUACAUUAGUGUAUCUUUCUCUGUGGUUCAUAUUGUUUGUUGUUCCAACGAGAGGGGGCACAGGGUUAGGUAAAAGCAAGAGAAAAAUGGCAAAUUUAAUACAACUAUCCUCCUUCUGCAGUAUCUUGUGUACUCAGACUGGCUUCAUUGUGAAACUCUGUCCUUGGCUGUGGUCUCCUAACUUCUUGGGAAUGUUCAUGCUGCUAAAAUACACGAGUGAAGUCUUUGACUUAUGCAAACACUUGUGAAUGUGCAUCUGAUGUUGUUCUCCAUUGGCCCAUUCAACCAAAAAAUAAAAAUUAUCCUUCCUGA
Messenger RNA from Rhea pennata, 4071 nucleotides. It is a transcript of the gene HYOU1, whose product is annotated as hypoxia up-regulated 1. Gene Ontology annotation, biological process: endoplasmic reticulum unfolded protein response; negative regulation of hypoxia-induced intrinsic apoptotic signaling pathway. The transcript has 24 exons. Gene Ontology annotation, molecular function: ATP binding; ATP-dependent protein folding chaperone. The record is from RefSeq and is a predicted model, not a curated record. Lineage: Eukaryota; Metazoa; Chordata; Aves; Rheiformes; Rheidae. The coding region runs from base 56 to 3052 and encodes 998 amino acids. Gene Ontology annotation, cellular component: endoplasmic reticulum chaperone complex.